This is a messenger RNA of Angiostrongylus costaricensis, 2142 nucleotides long. NCBI's taxonomy places the organism in Eukaryota, Metazoa, Nematoda, Chromadorea, Rhabditida, Metastrongylidae. The record is from the annotation of a GenBank genome assembly.
AUGGAACAGAUGUUGCAUCUUCAGGCUCUGUCGACACAUUACGACCUUGCCCACUCCACUACGAUUCCCGAUUCUGUCGUUCGAUCGUUUUGCGAGCGUCUUUGUGAAGCGAUUCCCGAAUCGGCAUCGUCACAAACGAACGGUCAUCAUCUGUCACCGGCAGCAAGUCGCACUGUUCGUGAUGACGGAGAACCACCUGAGAAGCGAUCGCGAUCCGACGCCACUGUUACUGAUAACUCGAAACCUGAUUUAGCACAAAUGGCUAUGCUGAGUAUGAUGGGUAAUUUUCCAUUUCUGCCACCAAAUCCACUCAGUGGAUUCGUUCCAGGGAUGGGAGAGUUUUUUAAUCCACUCGUUGCCCAACAGAAUUUAUUAAAAAUUAAGAUGCAACAACUCUCAUCAUCGCCUGCAAAACGUGCUCGAACGCGAAUCACCGAUGACCAACUGAAGAUAUUACGACAGUAUUUCGACAUCAAUAACAGUCCGUCUGAAGCUCAAGUAAAAGAAAUGUCAUUAAAAGCUGGUCUACCGGAAAAAGUGAUUAAGCACUGGUUUAGAAAUACGCUGUUUAAGGAACGUCAACGUGACAAAGAUUCGCCGUACAACUUCAGCGUACCACCGCAGAUGGGUAUUGACUUAGAUACUUACGAGAAGACCGGUGAGACCAAGGUAGUACCGCUCGCAGUUUCUGAGGUGAAACGAGAUCCAUCUCCGAAGCCAACCGAAGCUCCGCCAGUACCAUCAUUGAAUCUUCAAGCUAUGAUGCAACAAAUGCAUCAGGCGAAUCCCUUUCAGUUUAUGGAUCCAUCGGGAAUUAUUUCCAGUUCUAUAAGUCAACACUCUCAGUCGAGCACGUCAGGUCGUAGAGCGAAUCGGACUCGAUUCACUGACUACCAACUUAGGACUUUACAGCAGUUUUUUGAUAAACAGGCUUAUCCUAAAGACGAUGAUCUGGAGGUGCUGAGUAAAAAACUACAGCUAAGUCCGAGAGUAAUAGUGGUAUGGUUCCAGAACGCUCGGCAAAAGGCACGCAAGAUCUACGAGAACCAACCAAAUCACGAGAACGCCGAUCGAUUCGUACGAACUCCUGGUUGUAAUUUUCAAUGCAAACGAUGUAAUCUGGUCUUUCAACGAUACUAUGAGCUUAUUCAACAUCAGCAGAAAAAGUGCUACAAAGAUGAUUGUUUGGCCCAAGCAAAUGAUAAUAAGAUCGUCGAAGAAUCGUUGACGGACGAAGAGAAAGCACAACUGCUUCAGCAGACAGCGUUGGCAAGCAUUAACGACACUAAACCCGCCGACUUCACUAAACUUCUAGGUGCUAGCAAGUCAAGCACGGAAGCCAUACUGAAGCUGUGUGAGACAGCUAACAGUAGUUCACCAUCGUCGACGUUCUACAAACGAUGUCCGUUUUGUGGACUUCUGUUCCGUAGCAAGUCCUCGCUACAGGAACACAUUCCGGCCCGACAUCCCCAACAACAUUCGGCUACUCCGGUCGACAUCGAAUUGCUGCCAAAUGCCGAAGAUGUUCCAAUGCUUAUCCCUUCUGUCAACACUGAUAGUAAAGAAAGUGUAGCCGGUGUACUUGAUUUGAGCAAUACAUCGCAAGAGCGUGAUACGUUGUCAAUGUCACCUUUUCUCGGUCAUUCGGAUGACGAUCCGACGGAAUUCGUUGAGGAGAGCACCACUUCAUAUGUGGGCGGUUCUUCACAAUCUCGAUCACCGACCAGUAAUAAACGCUACCGUACCCAUCUCACUCCGACACAAGUUCAUGUGAUGAAAAGCGUUUUUGGUGAUUACAAGACACCGUCAAUGACCGAGUGUGAGGCAUUAGGACGAGAAAUUGGGCUACACAAGCGUGUCGUGCAAGUAUGGUUCCAGAAUGCUAGGGCAAAAGAACGAAAGACGAGGUCUAGCAACAGUUCUGGUGAUGAGGAGGUGAAUCGUUCAACGAUAACAUCCUGCUCGCUGUGUGGAGUGGAGUACAGUGGUCGUGUGACGUUGCAGGAACAUUUGUUUUCGCUACAACACCUUACCUGCCUCAAAGGCCAGUUGCUGUCCGAAACGGCUCACUCUGAUUCGGCGCCGUCUACCGCGACUGCGAUCCCCACCGAAAACGGCGAGAGACGUGCAUCUACUAGGUGA